This is a messenger RNA of Mangifera indica (mango), 2708 nucleotides long. RefSeq names its product pentatricopeptide repeat-containing protein At3g13880. The record is from RefSeq and is a predicted model, not a curated record. The coding region runs from base 22 to 2199 and encodes 725 amino acids. The transcript is spliced from 2 exons. Gene Ontology annotation, biological process: RNA modification. Gene Ontology annotation, molecular function: RNA binding; protein binding. NCBI's taxonomy places the organism in Eukaryota, Viridiplantae, Streptophyta, Magnoliopsida, Sapindales, Anacardiaceae.
CAUUGAGGACACCUUAAAAAAAUGCCACUCUACGUAAAAAAUCUCAAAUACUUCAAUUAUUUCUCCGAACUGGUCAUCCGCAACUUUAGUUUCAAACGAUCUUUCACCUCAUUGCCUCGUAAUAUCUCUGUUAUUUAUACAAAACUUAUUCAAUCCUCAACAAAAUCUACCUCUAUAAUCCAUGGCAAGCUCUGCCACGCCCACAUUAUAAAAACCGCCUUUAAUACCAACUUAUUUUUGGUAAAUAGUCUCAUUAAUUUGUACUGUAAAUGUGGCGAAAUGCGUUUCGCUUACCAAGUGUUUGAUAAAAUGCCAAAACGAAAUGUUGUAUCGUACAAUCUUUUGAUUUCUGCUUACACCCAGAUGGGUUUUUAUAAUGAGGCUAUAUAUUUGUUUAAUGAAGCAAGAAUGGAGGGCCUGAAACUUGACAAGUUCACUUAUGCGGGUGCUAUAAGUGUUUGUGGACAAACUGAGGAUCUUGAACUGGGCAAGUUGAUUCAUGGGAUGGUUAUUGUUGGUGGUUUGGUUGAACAAGUUUUUGUUAUUAAUUCGCUGAUUGAUAUGUAUUGCAAAUGUGGUGAAAUUGAUCAGGCUAGGCUUUUGUUUGAGAAAUCCUUUGAGUUGGAUGAUGUUUCUUGGAAUACCAUAAUAUCAGGUUAUGUUCGAAUUGGUGCUGUUGAGGAAGCUUUAGGAGUGCUAGUGAAAAUGCAUCGAAAUGGAUUGAAUUUGAAUACUUACACACUGGGUUGUGCUUUAAAGGCAUGCUCUACAAACUUUGAUGAUUCUGUAAAAUAUGGAAGAAUGCUUCAUGGCUGUACAGCCAAGCUUGGGUUUGGCAUGGAUGUUGUUGUUGCGACUGCAUUGCUUGAUAUGUAUGUGAAAACUGGGCAUUUGGUUGAAGCAAUUAGAAUUUUUAAUAAUUUGCCCAACAAAAAUGUUGUAAUGUAUAAUGCUAUGAUAGCUGGAUUCGUGCACACAGAUAUUGUUACUGAUGAUACUGUUAAUCGAGCCUUUAACCUUUUCUCUGAGAUGAAAAGGCAAGGGAUCAAGGCCUCAAAAUUUACAUUCUCAAGCAUACUCAAAGCCUGUAAUAUUGUUGGUGCUCUAGACUAUGGGAAGCAAAUUCAUGCUCAAAUCUACAAGAGCAACUUGCAAUCUGAUGAAUUUAUUGGAAGUUCACUUGUUGAGUUGUACUCUUUAUUAGGUUCAACUGACGAUGGACUGAAGUGUUUUAAUUUAAUUCCCAAGCUAGAUAUCGUCUCAUGGACAUCCAUGAUUUCAGCCCAUGUUCGAAAUGAGCAAUUGGAAAGUGCAUUGACUCUGUUCCACGAACUACUGGCAUCUGGAGAGAAAGCAGAUGAAUUCCUAUUAUCUACUAUGUUGGUAGCUUGUGCAGAUAUGGCUGCAGCAAGAUCUGGUCAGCAGGUCCAAGGAUAUGGAAUAAAAAGUGGCAUUGGGAACUUUACUGUUGUUCAGAAUUCUCAGAUUUGCAUGUAUGCCAAGUCUGGAGACAUAGUUUCUGCUAAUAUGACCUUUGAAGAGAUAAAUAAUCCUGAUACUGUGUCCUGGUCUAUCAUGAUUUGUACUAGUGCACAACAUGGAUGUGCAGCUGAUGCUUUGAAGCUGUUUGAGUUGAUGAAUGAUUUUGGUAUUGCCCCCAACCAUAUUACAUUUCUAGGAGUUCUUACUGCCUGUAGUCAUGGAGGACUUAUUGAAGAAGGAUUACAUUACUUCAGAAGCAUGAACAAAGAUCAUGGCCUGGUAGGCAACAUAAAGCAUUGUGCCUGUGUUGUUGAUCUCCUGGCUCGAGCAGGAAGGCUAGCUGAUGCUGAAGAUUUCAUUCUGAAUUUGGGCUUUGAGGACAAUCCAGUGAUGUGGCGAGCUUUGCUGAGUGGUUGCCGGAUUUAUAAGGACACUGUCAGAGGAAAACGUGUUGCGGAGAAAGUAAUUGAACUUGAACCAGAGGCAGCUGCCUCUUAUGUGCUUCUUUACAACAUCUACUAUGAAGCUGGAAUAGAAUUAAUGGCUACAGAAGUUAGAGAAUUGAUGAAAGAGCGAGGAAUCAAGAAGGAACCUGGUGUAAGUUGGUUUGAGGAUGGAAACAAAGUUAAUUCUUUUGUGGUUGGCGAUGAAGCUCAUCCCAUGAAUCAAAUGAUAUAUUCAAGGUUGGAAAAGAUGUUGGAGAACAGAGCCAAAUAGGUCAGAGAGAGAAGCAUUUUCUAUCUUUUUGAGCGCUGCAGAAUGAUAGACCCCCAAUAAUCAAGACUUAUAAGAGGAAGGGCAAAAGGGGGAUUGCAACACCAGCAGCUAUAAUUCAGAAGGCAACUCUGGAUAAUCAUCAUACAAACUUAGCAAAUCUGGAUAACCAUCACACAAACUUGGAAGUACAGCUGAGCAAACAAAUAAACAAGGAAGUAGCAGAUUACAUGGCCAUAAACAUAGGAGCAGAUCACACAGGCAAGGAAAGAAAUCAAGAGGAGCAUACAAUCAGGAAGGAGACAGAUUCUCAGGGAUGGAGCUGUGCGUUAAAAGGAGAAGGAAGCCGUGAGAAGGGGACAUCCAGGAAAAAAAUAUAAUUGGUUAGGUUUUGGUUUGGGGGCUUAAGCCUAGGUCAUUGGUUCACUGCCACGGCAGUGUUGGUUGUAUUUCAAUAAGUCAUUGUAAUCUGCACUAUUUCAUUCAAAUAAAGCAGUCAUUUCAUUUAUUCA